Pyrgilauda ruficollis (rufous-necked snowfinch) is the source of this 981-nucleotide messenger RNA. Its product is annotated as NAD(P)(+)--arginine ADP-ribosyltransferase 2-like. Bases 21 to 794 code for a protein of 257 amino acids. The transcript is spliced from 2 exons. NCBI's taxonomy places the organism in Eukaryota, Metazoa, Chordata, Aves, Passeriformes, Passeridae. The record is from RefSeq and is a predicted model, not a curated record. Gene Ontology annotation, molecular function: NAD+-protein-arginine ADP-ribosyltransferase activity; NAD+ poly-ADP-ribosyltransferase activity.
CGUGGUGGCCCCUUCCCGCCAUGGCCCUCCUGGCUCACACCCUGGCACUGCUGGCAUUGGCUGUGCCCACCGUGGCCAUCCAGGUAGUGCCCCUGGACUUGGCAGAGGACGCCUUUGAUGACCGGUACGAGGGCUGUGUCCCUGCCAUGAAUGCAAAGUUGCAGGAGCUCCACAACUCCGAGUUACAGAUCAAUCCUGCUUUUGCCAUGGGCUGGGUAGCUGCUAGAGCUGAGUGGGAGUGGCGGGGCUCUCCUGUGUCCCCUCUGGCAUCCCACUGGCAGGCCUUGGCUCUCAUGACCUACACGUCGCAGGACGUGUACAAGGAGUUCAACGCCGCCAUGCGCAGGGCCGGGCGCUCCCACCAGGAAUACCAGGACAACUUCCACUUCAAAACGCUGCAUUUCCUUCUGACCAACGCCCUGGAGACGCUGAGGCACGCUCAGAACGAGCAGUGUCACAACGUGUUCCGGGGCGUGCGUGGUGUUCGUUUCCAGGCACAGCAAGGCGACACGGUCCGGUUCGGUCAAUUCACGUCGACGUCACUGAGCAAAGAGGUGGCUCUGCAAUUUGGGACAGACACGAUUUUUGAGGUGCGCACAUGCCACAGCGCGGACAUCCGUCAGUUCUCCAUGUAUCCAGGGGAGGAGGAGGUGCUGAUCCCGCCCUUCGAGAUGUUUGAAGUCAGAAAAGUCAUCUGGGACGGGGAGAGGACAUGGAUCACUCUCUACUCCGUGGGGUCCUUGACCAAACACAACUGCGAGAUGGGAGCGUCCCUGGGAUCUUCUGAGCUCUAGGCCACCAAGGUCACCGAGGUCUCUGUGGUCACUGUGGCAGCCGUGGCCACCAUCAUCACCAAGACUCCCUCAGCUCCAAGGCUGCCACAGCCACUGUGACCACUGUGCCCACCGAGGCCAUGGUGCAAACAAUUCUAUUAAAUAUUUCAAUCAUAACAAUUCCAUUAAAUAAAUCUGACAAAGCCAG